Messenger RNA from Rhopalosiphum padi (bird cherry-oat aphid), 2538 nucleotides. RefSeq names its product F-box/SPRY domain-containing protein 1 (gene Fsn). NCBI's taxonomy places the organism in Eukaryota, Metazoa, Arthropoda, Insecta, Hemiptera, Aphididae. The record is from RefSeq and is a predicted model, not a curated record. The coding region runs from base 280 to 1053 and encodes 257 amino acids. Gene Ontology annotation, molecular function: protein binding. Gene Ontology annotation, biological process: proteasome-mediated ubiquitin-dependent protein catabolic process; synapse assembly involved in innervation. Gene Ontology annotation, cellular component: synapse; SCF ubiquitin ligase complex. The transcript is spliced from 2 exons.
CAAAUUUUAAAUUUUCAGUAAACAUUUUGACAAUUAAUAUUUAAUUAUACAAUUUUUUUUAAACAAUCACAACUUACGAACACAGAAUAACAUGUCAAAAUAUUUUUUAUUUAGUCAUGCAGAAUAAAACGUUUUACUUUCUUUGACUACUACUUUUCGACAGUUAUAAUUACGUACAAUAUAUAUAUAUUUAUUUUUUAAUCCCACUGAAUAGUGGUAUUAAUGGAGAAAAAUGAACUAAUGUUUACUUGUUUAACAAUUGAAAAUACAAAAUAAUUUAUGAUGGAUGUUUGUCACGCACCACAAUACUUACCCGAUUUAGUAUUGGACAUAAUAUUUUCAAACUUGGAACUGCCAGACUUAUUAAGCUGCAUGUUGGUCUGUCAAAAUUGGUAUCGUGUAAUUAAUGAUGGCAGAGCAGAGCCAUGGAAAUUAAUGUGUCGCCGUAAGAUACCUAAAGAGCUACUGAAGUCUGAACUUUUAUCGCAACUUCACAACUAUAAAGCCAAGUUACGAGCCUUAUAUCAUUCAUGGAACCCGGACGAUUGUUCCAUGCACAUUGUUGUCAAACAAAAUGGUUUUACAUUGCAUCGUAAUCCAGUCGCCCAGAGUACAGAUAUGGCACGAACUAAAAUUGGUUAUAGCAAUGGUAAACACGUAUGGGAAAUUACAUGGACUGGACCACUAGGUACAGUUGCAAUGGUUGGUGUGUCAACAAAAGAGGCGCCAGUGCAUUGUAGUGGUUACUUACCUCUGCUGGGUAUUGACAAGCAUAGCUGGGGUUGGAAUUUAAUCGAUAAUGUUUUGUUGCAUAAUGGAGUAUCACAUGGAUGCUAUCCAUUGUUAAACAAUGCUCCUAAGUAUCAAAUUGGUGAAAAAUUACAAUUAGUACUAGAUUCUGAUAAUGGUAUUUUGCACUUUGAAAAAUGUAAUGAAUUCUUAGGUAUAGCUUUUAAAAAUUUACCUAAAACUAAAUUAUAUCCUUCGGUGUCAGCUGUCUAUGGUAACACAGAAAUAUCAGUAGUAUAUAUUGGUAAACCUUUAUUUGGUUAAGUUAGCAUUAUAGUUUUUAUAAGAAUUUAAUCUCAUAGAAUAUAAAAUACUAUUUAACAUAAGGUUUAAAUUCCUUUCUUAAUGUUUUUUCAUUUUAAUUCAAUAAUAUCAGUAUUGUUUCUGUUAGUAAAUAAUAUUUGGUACAUACAAGUUACAUACAAACAUAAAUCUUGCAAGUAAUAACUUGUUUAGAAAAUAUUUAGUAAUAGAGCUGUUGAUAGUGAGUAUGGUGGUAGUUCCAUUAUUUAUAUUAAAUUAUAUUAAAAAGAAUAUCGCGUUUAUUUAAAAUUGAAAAUAGAAGACUAAAAUUCAUAACAGAAAAAUACCUUUUUAUACAUUUUUUGCUUAAAUAAUAAACUUAUACUUCAUAUACGAGAAAUGGUAAACCUUUUUUGAGUUAUGUGCUAAAAUUUUAAAAUCAGUUUAAAAACAAUUUCAUGUGCCUGUAAAGUUUUGUAUUGGUUAGAAUAUGUUAAAAAUACUAAAAUAUUUUUUAGUUGACCAGCGGGGUGUAUAUAAAAACAUAAAGUAUUUAUAAUCAUUUUUAUUACCUUCUUACUAUUAAACUUCACCACUACUACUCUAUAUUUUUAUUUCAUUGUUGCUAUUAAUAUUGGUUUUUUUUUUUAAUACCAGUAUGUGUUUGUUUAUCCGUCAAAAUGUUUCUUUAUUUUUAUUUACCUAAUAAAAAUAUAUAUUUUAAUUAUUUCAAUCAAAACUAUUAAUGAAUUUAUUAAACUUUAGAUCAAUAAACCAUCGUUGAUAAUUUGACUAUCAAAAUCUCCGGGGGAAAAAAAAAAAUAAGAGAAAAUAUACUGUACAAUCUAGAAAGGAGUUCCAAUUAUAAUUAGUUACUAUAUUGCUAAGAAAUAACUAAAGAAUUUUUUAGACCACAUUUUUUAAUCAAAUACAAGAUUUAACAAUGAAUUAAUAUCGGUUUGCCACUCCUGCUAUGAGUGCUAUAUACUAUAUUUUUGAGAGUUAAAAAUAUUAGAUAUUUUAUUGUUAGUAAUUUACAUUAGUAAAAACUAAAAAGUACCUAAUUUUGAUACAAAAAAUUUGAUAUUUGACAUAUUAAAAUUAAAUCAUAAAUACUUUGGAUAAAUUUGUUCAAAACCUAAUAAAAUAUCUCGAGAAUUAAUAAUUAAUUUGUUUUAUAUACUUGGUUGCUUUUAGCUUUUACAUAUAUUAAUCGACUCGAGACUUAAUCUUUUUAAUAAUAACAAUAUACAAUAUUUUAAAACAAUAAUGAUAAGUAAUAUUAGUUAGUUUAAUAACAUAAGGAUUAUUUAUACUAUAUAUACAUAUAGUCAUAUAGAUAAUACAUUUUCUUAUUUUAUAAUAAGCGACCUUUUUAUUCUAUUACAUAAUAUACCAUUAUACCAUUCCUAUUAUUUCUUAAAUAAGAUUAGCAAUUAAUUUACUGAUUUUUAAUUUAAAAUACUUAGUUUUACUUUAUUGUUACUUACACAUUUUUAUGGAUAA